This is a messenger RNA of Fusarium musae, 879 nucleotides long. RefSeq lists its product as uncharacterized. NCBI's taxonomy places the organism in Eukaryota, Fungi, Ascomycota, Sordariomycetes, Hypocreales, Nectriaceae. The coding region runs from base 1 to 879 and encodes 292 amino acids. The record is from RefSeq and is a predicted model, not a curated record. The transcript has 2 exons.
AUGGAUUGCUUUGAGGAGCUUCCAGCGGAGAUCAAAUUCCACAUAUUUGAGCAACUCGACUCACUGAGCGAUGCAGCAUCUCUCGUCGGGGCUUCUCCGUCAGUACGAGCUUGCUACCAAGCAAACCGAGACAAGCUCCUCAGACACAAUAUUUCCUACAUCCGAGAGAUAUUCUAUAAUGACGAGCUCAUCCCUUUGGCUUUGAUGGUUGCGAGGAUACGACGUCGCUUGCAAAGGCGCCGAAACACAUAUCCCGUGGUCAGACUUCUGGAACAUUAUAUUCAUGGAGGCCACACUACAUUGUUCCGGCUCACGUUUGAAAACUGGGAAAAGAACCUCACACAGAUUCAAGAUCUUGUCAAUAUGAGCACCGAGAUUCUGGAGCUUUGUCCGACGCCAUGCUACCCCCCGUCAGACGGAUGCACUAAGCUUCUCCUAUCUAGGCUGGGGCACCACCGAUUCGUGGAAACCUAUCUCCGCCAAGAGAUCAGUCACAAUUUGAAGCGCCAUGACGACAUCAUAAGACUUCCACACGAAGACGAUUUUAGUCAUGAGCUAUCGGUGUUCUUGUUCACGACCAACUUUGCGGGGAACAGGCUGCCUAAUAAUUACACUGCUAGCGUGGUAGACUUGAAUGUCUAUUUCGGUCGGCUUGGUGCUAAAACCUUCCAAGUGGCAGGUUUUGAUAUCGAAGAUCUCUUGCCCGGACCGAGGAUGUCGAGAGAUAGGAAGCAUGAGAUACAAAGCUGGAGAGAUAAGCGAAAAAAAGCCUGGAAGGAGGAGGAUGAGAAGGUUGGGAAUGGGCAAAUGGUGGUAUACGAUGUCUACGGGGAUCUCCUCGCAGCCGAUGAAGUUGCUCAAAUGGGUCAAGUUGAUUAA